This is a messenger RNA of Bufo bufo (common toad), 1375 nucleotides long. RefSeq names its product surfeit locus protein 1. Gene Ontology annotation, cellular component: mitochondrion; membrane. The record is from RefSeq and is a predicted model, not a curated record. The coding region runs from base 73 to 984 and encodes 303 amino acids. Gene Ontology annotation, biological process: mitochondrial respiratory chain complex IV assembly. Lineage: Eukaryota; Metazoa; Chordata; Amphibia; Anura; Bufonidae. The transcript has 9 exons.
CACUUUAACCCGGAAGUGCUGCAGCGACUAGGUCCGGUGUUCUGGCAGAAAACUUUUCCGCUUUCAAAAGAGAUGUCUGGAGUCAGCUUAUUAGUGAGAAGCCAGGCGCUGAGCGCGAGAUGUCAGUAUGCCCGCUGUCUCCUCCUUCGGUCUCAGUUCAGCUUUCCCUGUCAGUGGCCCAGAUCACAACCAAGGAGCCUUCAGAGCUGUCCUGGGAGCAACUCAUGGAAAUCAUUCUCCUCCUCCACGUUGGCAGAGUCCCGGAAGGAUCCACUCAUGAAAUGGCUUCUUUUGCUCAUCCCUGUUGCCUCUUUUGGACUCGGCACUUGGCAGAUACAGCGACGGCGGUGGAAGAUGAACCUGAUCCAGCAGCUGGAGGCGCAGUUCACAUCCAGUCCCAUACCUCUCCCCACAGAUCCCACAGAACUUCAGACACUGGAAUUUCAUCCUGUCGAGGUCCGAGGACAUUUUGAUCACUCGAAGGAGCUUUUCCUGAAGCCCCGCACGCUUGUGAAAAAAAGUAAAGAGUCUGAGGAGUCUGGUGGGAUGAGACCGCAGGAGAUCGGGGCUCACGUGAUCACCCCCUUCUGUACUAACCUUGGAGUCACUAUCCUGGUUAACAGGGGAUUUGUUCCUAAUAAGAAGCUGAAUCCACAGACCAGAAUGGAGGGUCAGAUCGAUGGAGAGCUGGAUCUGGUGGGAAUUGUGAGACUCACGGAAAUUCGUCAACAGUUUGCUCCAGAGAAUGACGUGCAGAAAAAUACGUGGUAUUACCGGGACCUGGCAGCCAUGGCGGAGCAGACUGGGGCACAGCCCAUAUAUAUUGAAGCUGAUUUUGAAAGCACAGUCCCUGGGGGCCCGAUUGGUGGACAGACGCGCGUGGCACUCAGAAAUGACCACCUGCAGUACAGUGUGACCUGGUUCUCCCUCUCGGCCUUAACCUCUCUCUUGUGGUUCCAGAAAUUCAUCCGGAAAGCCCGCUAGUAGUGUCCUUGUACUUCUGCAGUGGACCAGAUCAUUGCAAACAUGUUGGGCCAGGUACACAUGACUGGUCACUCCAAAUAUCGCUUACAUGUUCAGAUUUAUUACAAACCAACCAGCCAUUAGACCCCACUGCUGAGCAGGAGCCAUAAGGUUGGGAGGACAGAGAGCCCAAGGACAGCUUUGCCCCUGGAUAUGAUGUAAGCGGCUGCCAUCAGUCCCAGGGUACAAAUUUAAACCCAUCAGUCCGUCAAGUAAUUGGCCACUCGGGUAUUUUGUGUAACUUCAGCUGCUUGUAAUACUCGCAUGGGGUGAUUGCAGAACAAUGCAGUCUGUCAUAUAAGGAUCUCUGUCUCCAGUUUAAGUUUUCUUGUCCUGAUAAUAAAUGAUUGCA